AAUGUAAGGAUCAAGAAGGCAUCCAGAACUUGAUAAUAUGCCUGACUUUUUAUUCGAAAGUAAAAGUAUAUUAAUUUCAAGAUACUCUAAUAUUAUCUGAUCCAAGAGAGGAAAAUUGUUAUUCUACUAUAAAAGAUUAUUGUUGUCCAAAUUUUAAUUUAAUGUCAUUUACAGCUAUAAUUUCAUUGAUUCAAUUGUCUAUAUUUAUUGUUAUGUGUUUUUUGGGGGAUUUUAAUCUUUAGAAAACAAUUUUGUGUAUUGUAUUUAAAUAUUAUUUACUAAAGAGUUCUCAGAUGAAACACUUGAAACUUUUGGGAGAUGUUCAGCUUAUAAUUUGAAAUAUAAAUUAGAGUUUUAUAGACUAAUAACAUGUCUAUUCAUUUUUAAUAAUGUUAAAGAUUUAUGUGGAUAAUUAUUAUUAUAAGUGAUUGUUGUUUCAAUGGUGGAGAAGUUUAUUGAUAAAAAAACUACUUUCUUUUUUUAUUUAACAACUGGAAUUGCAGGAUCAAUUACAUUCAUUGUUUUUUAUGAUUAAAAUAUUGAAGGAAAUUCAUUUUGUGUUUUUGGAAUGGUUGGCUUAAUGUUUGGUUUUAUAAUUUAAAAUUCAUAAUAAGUAUUUAAAAUUAAUAUAUAAAAAAAAGGAUGAGGCAAGAUAAGUAAUCAUGCAAGUAACAAUUUUUAUAUUAAUUAUUGGAAUUAUUGGGUUUUUUUAUAAAAAUUCAUUAAUCUUUGGAAUUUAUGGAAGUUUCUUAAUUGGAAUUAUAAUUGGAUUGAUUUAACCAACAUAAAAUAGAAUCUUUUAAAGAACUAAAAUGAAAUUUGUUGGAAUAGGAGUAAUUUUCAUGUAUUUUACUGGAUUUAUAUAUAUUUUUUUUUCUUUCAGGAUGCCAUCACGUCCAAUUGAAUAACAAUGA
Paramecium pentaurelia is the source of this 914-nucleotide messenger RNA. The record is from the annotation of a GenBank genome assembly. Lineage: Eukaryota; Ciliophora; Oligohymenophorea; Peniculida; Parameciidae.